AUGGCUCCUGGUGAAGCUGCUAUUGAGACCGAAGUGACGAAACAACGGGACACACCGUAUGCUGCCCAUCUCAGUAGACUGGUUCCUUCCAGAAGGCAGACGGUAUCGGGUAAAGGCGACAAACUGCAUUCCGAUAGCAAAGAGAUUCAAGAGCAAAAAAGUCGAAGGAAGCCGCCAAAAGUCGAGGAGGAGGCUGACGUGGGAGGAGGGCAGGAUUCAGAAGCAGACGAGUUGGAAAGAGAAUUAAUGAUGCAGCAAAGCCCACCCGUACACUAUGUCAUAAUGAACUAUCCACUUCGAAUACGGCCGUACACACAAGAGAUAUCCACAAAUCGGGAACGAGAGAAGGAACAAGAAAGCGGUGAAAAAGAAGGAAAAGCAGUAUCAGGUGAGCUUAACUUUGCGACUAUAAAGUCUUGUUUACUGUCCUAUCGAUGCACCUAUUUUGAGAAUUUGAUUACUGAUGGAAGAGCUGGCAGACCUACUUUCGUGCCCGUUCAGUUUACGCCAUCUUAUUGCAUAAGUGACUUUCAAUUAAAACGGUAG
Messenger RNA from Protopolystoma xenopodis, 546 nucleotides. Lineage: Eukaryota; Metazoa; Platyhelminthes; Monogenea; Polystomatidea; Polystomatidae. The record is from the annotation of a GenBank genome assembly.